Molecule: messenger RNA, 2863 nt
Organism: Oncorhynchus tshawytscha (Chinook salmon)
Lineage: Eukaryota; Metazoa; Chordata; Actinopteri; Salmoniformes; Salmonidae
Product: solute carrier family 46 member 3
Exons: 7
Coding region: 149-1549 (466 amino acids)
Biological process (GO): vacuolar transmembrane transport
Cellular component (GO): lysosomal membrane
Molecular function (GO): transmembrane transporter activity
Source: RefSeq, a predicted model, not a curated record
GGUAAAGUACAUGAGACUCUCAACAGAUGUCCGCGGAAAUGGUCUGAACAUCCAGGACGAGUGGGAAGGGCGUUUCAUGAUAUUUACUCUGAACCAAAUGACAAACUAAAAAGGGAUCUGUCUUUGUGUCCAAUCUCCCCUGGUAAGAAUGAAGGGGUUAUUGCUGAUAGAGCCACUGGUAGCCUUCUAUGCUUUCGCCAGUUUCCUGGUCUAUCCUCUGGUACCGCAGUAUGUCUACAGGAGGCUAUGGCAGGAUAUAACCAACACCACCUACCCUGUCUCUGACAACACGUCACGCUGCGAUCCCUCCAACACCAGCAGCCACAAUGAGGAGGUGCAGAAGGCGGCGUCUCUCUUCUCCCUCUACACCGAGCUCAUCUCCAUUAUCCCCUCUCUGGCCGUCACCUUCAUCCUCGUUGCCUACAGCGACCAGCGCGGACGCAAGAUCACCAUCAUCCUGCCUCUGAUUGGUUCUCUGUUCUACGCGCUGUCCUUCCUGGCAGUCUCCUUCUUCGAGCUUAACCUCUACCUCCUCAUCGUCUCGUCGUUCGUCAGCGCCCUGUUCGGGGGCUCGGGGACGUUCCUGGGUGGCUGUUUCUCCUACAUCGCUGACCUGUGUGAGGACGGACAGCAGAAGACCCUGCGUAUGGCCGGGAUAGACAUGGUGAUCGGCCUGCUGUCUGGAGUGGCCUCUCUCUCUACGGGAUACUUCCUCCGAGCAGCAGGCUUCAACUGGCCCUUCUUCACCUCUGCUCUGUUCCUGUGUUUCAACCUGCUCUAUGCCAUCUUCAUCUUAGAGGAGACUCUCCAACGACCCCUGGACGCCCCCCUGGACGGCUCCCUGCGUCGCACCGCCAUGCAUCAGCUGGCCUACGGGGCCUACCAACUGUUUGCAGGGGCCAGCAGGAGGCGUAACGUCCUUCUGAUGCUUCUCCUGCUCCUCUUCGGCUCCUUCUCCUUCGUCAACAUGGGCGGGCACUCCAUGAUCACACUCUACGAGCUCAACCAGCCACUGUGCUGGAGCGAGAUCCUGAUUGGCUACGGCUCUGCGCUGUCCAUGACGAUGUUCCUGACCAGCUUCGUGGGCGUGACUGUGUUCUCUCACUGCGGCGUGCCCAACAUCGUCAUCAUUCUCAUAGGGAUACUGAGUGUCAUGGCGGGUAUGACCCUGGUGGCCUUCGCCAAGACCACGGUCAUGAUGUUCCUGGUCAGGCUUCCAAUGCUUCUGGCCAUCAUGCCAUUCCCCGUGCUGAGAUCCAUGAUGUCGAAGAUCGUGUCAAAGACCGAGCAGGGAGCGUUGUUUGCGUGCUUGGCUUGCCUGGACAGUGUGAACAACAGUGUGGCGAUAGCUGUGUUCAGUAGUCUCUACGCUGCCACGGUAACCUGGUACCCUGGAUUCUGCUUCCUGUUGUCUGCUGGACUCUGUGUCAUCCCCUUGGUCCUGCUAGUGAUUGUGGGGCUGCUGGGGGUGGAUGAAAGUAAGGAGGCAGAGGUCCUCAUCCCAGAAGAGGAAGGCCUGGCCGGAGACGAUGACCCUCUCCUCACUUGAGGCUGGGUGGCAGGUAGCGGUUGGGCCAGCAACCAAAAGGUCCUUGGUUCAAAUCAUCGAGCCGGCAAGGUGGAAAAAUCUGUCGAAUGUGCCCUUGAGGUUGCUCUGAAUAAGAGAGUCUGCUAAGUGAACUUUUGUUUGUUGGGCGUCGGAAUCACAGGUGGGUCGGAAUCACAGGUGGGUCGGAAUCACAGGUGGGUCGGAAUCACAGGUGGGCCGGAAUCACAGGUGCGUCGGAAUCACAGGUGGGUCGGAAUCACAGGUGGGUCGGAAUCACAGGUGCGUCGGAAUCACAGGUGCGUCGGAAUCACAGGUGUUGCUUUUGGUUUGAUUUCCCGUAGCCUCUUUUCUCAGCGUCAAUUUCUCUGUAAAGUAAAGGCUGCGUUUUAAACACACCCAAUUCUACUGAUCUCUCACGGUGGAAUAAUUAGUCGCUGUUAUGACGUUGUACAUGAUUCAAUUAUUCACGUUGUUGCAACAAAAAAAAUGGGAAAUAAGCAAAUUGAUUUUCCAAAAUGUUUUAAUAAGUAGCUAAAUGACUAGAAGUCUCUGAAGUGAAAUGAAUAUUGGCUAGAUAUCAAACAGAGCGACCGUAAUAGCAGACAGCGGUAAUCUACCUAAUUCACAGGUAGGUUCUGACUGUAUACCAUGUUCUACUUACCUGUUUUUAUUACUGAUCUGUUUGUGUUGUCGUUACAUGACAAGGCUCAAACUGUCAAACUUCUACAACUCAUUUAGCUCUUUCUCAAUGAUAUGACAUAAUAAUAAUAUAUAAUAAUAUAAUAAUAAUAAUAUAAUAUAAUGACACCAACAUGAUAGACUUGUAUAGACGCUCAAGGAAAUGCACUUUCUGUCUGAACUAUGUCACGACUUCUUAGUUUCCCCUCAAAACUGGUUGAAAAGAUGUCAUUUCAAUGGCAACUGGUUGGAAUUACUUUUUUUUAAGAAGUGUUGCUCUUUUUGGGCUGACCCUAGACCAGUUUGGGCUCUUGCUGUCGUUGUCAUGAUGUCAGAAACAGAUCUAGGAUCAGGAUAAAAAACUUUGUUGGUUGAUAUUUUAACUACACUGUUACAGUAGGUUACCUCCACUUAAUGAUUGAUUAACAAGAACGAUCAAUAACUCAGAACUGAUCAUGUAAAAACCAGCAUAGGCAAAUGGAUGUGAAGGACAGUAUUAGAAAAUACUACUUUAGGGAAAAAUGUUUUUAAAAGUUGUAUUUUGAAACCAUUGGAUGUGUGCUGUUAUCUUUACAAUAAUUUAUGACUGCCACAAAUGUUUGUAAUUGUGUAAAAUAAAAUUCAAAAAACGUAUUG